Messenger RNA from Aspergillus thermomutatus, 1629 nucleotides. RefSeq names its product FAD-binding oxidoreductase. Gene Ontology annotation, molecular function: FAD binding; oxidoreductase activity. The coding region runs from base 1 to 1629 and encodes 542 amino acids. The transcript is spliced from 5 exons. The record is from RefSeq and is a predicted model, not a curated record. Lineage: Eukaryota; Fungi; Ascomycota; Eurotiomycetes; Eurotiales; Aspergillaceae.
AUGCAUGCAAUGAACUUGCUACGCGCGGACGACGACGAAACAAGUGACUUCUGGUUACACAGUUACAUCUUUGCAAACCCUAAUGUGGGAAGUCUUGCAGUGAACAAGUUGUUCACAGGGUCUAUGCGCUCGGUUGAUGAUCAUACAUAUUCCUCAUUGGGUGGCAGCUUGACUACGUGGGCUUACAGGCCUAGGAGAUACCCGUCGAUCUAUGCACUUCCGUACCCCAGGCCGUCAUCUGCCUGUGUACGCAAUAUCAGUUUCCUUGAGAUUGGCAUGAUCAUGUACUGCAUCGAGAUUGGUGCAACCCGAUAUGAACGCUCUGCUGACGCAGAUCUCUCUUCGUCCUCCAGGGAAAGGUGGAAUACAGCCUUCUGGGCCACGAAGAGUUCAGAUCCAGGCGUCGCAAUCCUUCCUCAAAGCACUGAUAAAGUCGCACAAGUGGUCAACUUCGCGAGGGACCGUGGUAUCGACCUGGCCGUUCGAUGCGGGGGACAUUCGACCGAUAUCUCUGCAUCGACUGACGGAGGGAUCCUCAUCGACCUUCGGCGAAUGAACCAAGUCGAUGUGGAUAUGUCAAACCAUACAGUCACUGUCCAAGGCGGCGCUCUAUGGGCCGACGUGCACCGUGCCAUUGCAGAGGCUAACCUUGCAGUCUUCGUGGCGGAUACGGAUGAUACCUCACUCCGCAGUACGGCUUGGGUCGCCGAUAAUCUUCUCUCGGCGCAAGUGGUCACGGGUCAAGGGCAGGUUCUCACCGCGUCGGCUGAGGAAAACCAGGAUCUGUUCUGGGGGAUCCGGGGCGCCGGGGCGAAUCUGGGAAUCGUGACCUCGAUGACGUUCCAGGCGUAUCCCAGCCGCCCGCUGGUCUGGAGUGGCAUCCGAACGUUCGCCUGUCAACAUCUGUGUGAGGUUAUUCAGAGCCUCAAUCACGUAAUGCGGCAUCCCCGCGGCAAGGCUGCGGCUCAGUGUGUUCUGGGAGUGUCCCUGGAGACGCGACAACCGGUCAUCAGCGCGGUGCUGUUCUUCGAUGGUACCGAGGAGGAGGCGGAACGGCAUUUCGGCUCUCUUCUUGAGGUUCCCUCGUUGGCUAGCGAUAUUGCCAUGCGGUCUCUGGCGGAAGCGAACAGUCUCCUUGAUCCGAUGAUGCCGCCAGGGGGUCGCAAGAAGUUGCUGGGGCUGCAAUUCGCACCGGUCGUUCAGCCCGAAACUGUUAGGAAGGUGAUGGAAGCGCUGGCGACGCAGAUCAAAGCCGAGCCAGAGAUGGCCCACAGCGUAAUCGACAUUGACUUUAUCGAUCCCGAGGUGCUAUCCCGAGUACCCAUUACGGAGACUGCGUUUCCUCAGCGGACCAAGCACCUCCAGGCGUCGAUGCUUCUUCAAUGGUCGAGCGCUGGUAAGGAUGAUGAAAUCCUCGCGUGGGGAGAGAGUGUGCAGCAGUUGUGUCGAGAGGAAAUGCGCCGCAUCGGUCACGAGCCAGACGAGUUGGUAUCUAACUUUGUUGGCUACACUAAGGAGGCCGGCAAGACAGCCAAAGAAAUGUACGGCCUGAAUGCAGCGCGCCUUGUCGAGGUCAAGAAGAAAUACGACCCUGAGAAUGUCUUCAACAAGUUGAACCCAAUCAGUUAA